Messenger RNA from Triticum turgidum subsp. durum (durum wheat), 1062 nucleotides. The record is from the annotation of a GenBank genome assembly. NCBI's taxonomy places the organism in Eukaryota, Viridiplantae, Streptophyta, Magnoliopsida, Poales, Poaceae.
AUGGAAAGUCCUACAAUGAAGCUCAUCUGCGACUUGCCGUCGGCAAACUCCAUCCCGGACAACUACGUCUUGCCGCUGGAGAAACGCCCUUGCAACCAGGAGCUUGGAGACGACCUCUCGGUCACUCUUCCCGUGAUUGACCUCCAAGAAACUCUCGGACAUGGCCGCCAACAGAUUAUUGGCGAGAUCAUGGAGGCCGGCAAGGAGUUUGGCUUCUUCCAGGUGGUGAACCACGGUGUGGAGGAAGAUGUCAUCAAAGGCUUCCGGGAAGCAGCAACGGAGUUCUUCAGGAUGCCGGAGGAGGCAAAACUCAAGUACUACUCCACCGACAUGAGCAAGGCUUUCCGGGUCUUCUCAGGCUCUAUCACGUCCCACACUGACACGAACGACAUCCGCUACUGGCGCGACUGUCUCAAGAUCCGGUGCUACCCGGUCGAUAAGCUGAUGCACCAUUGGCCAUCACAGCCAGAAAUGUUUAGGGAGCGCCUUGCCAAGUAUGCGGUGGCAGUAAAGGAGCUUGGGCGAAGGCUCCUUGGGUUGAUCGCCGAGGGGCUGGGCUUGGCUAAUCAUGAAUUCUUCGAGGGGGGCCUCACCGGCGGGGAUAUGAUGAUGAACGUGAACUACUAUCCGGCAUGCCCGGACCCGAGCCUCACGCUGGGCAUCCGGCCGCAUUCUGACCGCUUCAUACUAACCGUCUUGUCGCAGGGUGACGUCAGUGGUUUGCAGGCCAGCUACAAGGGACGCUGGAUCCGUGUCCAACCCAUACACAAUGCCUUCGUCAUCAACUUUGGGUUUCAGAUGGAGAUUGUGACCAACGGGGUGCUUAAAAGCGUGGAGCAUCGGGUGCUGACUAACUCGGCGACUGGGAGGCUGACAGUGGCAACAUUUACCAGGCCCAGUAUGGACUGCAUGAUUGGCCCGGCACCGGGGGUGGUGAAUGAAGGGACCAACUCUCCCAAGUACAGGACCUUCACAGGCGACGAGUUCACAGAGGCGUUUGAGGCCACUACUGGCCGAAGGGAGCCCCUGCUUGACUUCUUCAAGAUCCGUCACACCCAGUAG